AUGCGCAAUUUUUUGGGCAAGCCUAGGCAGAGCCUACGAAGAAGUUUCACUGAAAAGUUUUGUUUACAUUUAUAUUCGAUUGCAAUUCGCAAGAUACAAAUGAGUUAUCCGUUAUCAGUAAUAAAAGAAGACAUCAUUAGAUACUUAAAAGAUAACAGGAAUAGAAGACAUAGUGCUGAGCCAGUAUUCGAUAUUUUCCGUUCCAGUGAUAAUCUCCAUUAUCUGCAAUCUAUCCUUUCUAAAAAAAGUCGCACUUCGAAUACUAGGUUGAACAAACCCACCGCAAAGACUCUGGAUCAGUUCAUUGAAGACAUGAGACCUGUUGUAGGAAAAGGUGAUGUCUGGGAAGAAGUACGUAAACUCAAUAGGGCAUUUUACAUUUACGCCACAAUGCCAGAAAGGAUCAAACUACCAGAAGACAUGGAGAACAUGUUCAACAUAGAAACUAUAGACGAGUACAGUAUGGAUGAUACACUAACGAAAGUCUUCACAUAUGGGGAAAGUUCUCGGGCAACAGAAAUACCGGUCUGGAUGCGUGGUACUAGUCAUCCCGAUAUUAAAAAAGAAGCAUUAGAUUUACCGACGACGCAAACACCAAAUAAUGAUGAAAACAGCAACGAACUCAUUACAAUGACACGUGGAUGGGACAUAAAGAAAUAUAGGAAGUACAUGGAAUAA
This is a messenger RNA of Rhizophagus irregularis DAOM 181602=DAOM 197198, 678 nucleotides long. RefSeq lists its product as uncharacterized. NCBI's taxonomy places the organism in Eukaryota, Fungi, Glomeromycota, Glomeromycetes, Glomerales, Glomeraceae. The record is from RefSeq and is a predicted model, not a curated record.